AAAUGAUCUUGAUUAUUGUGGUUGGGGCAGUCCUGACGUGUAGUCGUCCUUGAGAAGUCGAUCGCGUUGUUAUCAUUUGGCAGAAUAUGGCGUCGGCGUCGGAGUUACCCUUUUCAAUCAAAAAUGUCACCGAAGAAGAGGACACAGUUCUAAAGAAAUAUUAUAAAGGUUACACGCGUCCAUUCGUCCGGGUGGGUCCACGAGGCUACCUGCUCACUCCAGGAUACGCAGACCACGCAGCAGAUAUAUACAACCUGGAAGUGAGGCCUGAUGAUCGCUGGGUGGUCACUUUCUCCAGAUCGGGCACCACUUGGCUACAGGAACUCGCUUGGCUAGUCGACAACGAUCUAGACUACACCACAGCUGAAAAUGUGCCGCUCUCCAAGAGAUUCGCUUUCAUUGAAUAUCCGACUCAAGCUUCAGACAUAAAAAAGUCCACCCCGAACACAAAAUACAAAGGGCUUCCCACCGAACAUGAUUUCACUGACGUCCACACUCUACCCUCACCUAGAUACUUCAAAACUCACCUCCCAUUCUCUCUUCUACCCCCUAAGCUGCUCGACGCGAAGGUGAUGUACGUAGCGCGCGACGUCAGAGAUGUUGCCGUCUCUUUCUUCUUCAUGCACAAGCUGUUCAGAUACUUUGAUGAUGAUGUCGAGUUUAAGGAGUAUUGGAAACUGUUUAAGAAAGACUUGCUAUUUCACAUGCCUAUAUUCCCACACAUCGAAGAGGCGUGGCGGAAACGUCAUCACCCUAAUGUGCUGUUCACGUUUUAUGAGGAAAUGCAAAAGGACUUGCGAGGCGUAGUAGACAAAGUGUGUAUUUUCCUGGGUAAGGAAUACACAUCUGAACAGAAGGAUGCGUUGGUAAAACACCUCAGCUUUGACAACAUGAACAAGAGUUCUGCUGACACGCAAAAAGGCAAUGAUUCAGAAAUGAAGUUCUUGAGGAAAGGUAAAUCUGGUAACUGGAUAAAUUACUUUGAUGAGCAAAUGACGAAGGAGGCCGAAGAAUACAUCCAGAAACACCUUCAGGAUACGGACUUGCGAUUCCCUGACGCCAGCAGCUAGUUUGAUAAGGGUUUAUGUAAAAUGAGACAUUGAGCAUUACAUUCAGUCCAUACAAUAUGCUAUGCAUCAUACGUGGAACUUUCUUGUAUUUUAAUUUCAUUAAGUAUGUACAGUACAGUCAUGAGCAAUAUAAUGUACCCACUUUAGGACUCUGUCGCACUAACAUAUUUGACAUUUAGUGAGACUUACAGUUCAAUUUGUCAAAAAAGUUAAUGUGACAUGGUACCAAAGUGUAUACAUAUUAAUGCUCGUGACCGUACUGGUACUGAUUCCAGUACUUCCACUGUUAAUUGUAUUUUAAGUUACAGUUACCUGUUAUUUUCUAGGACGGAUAAUCGACAGGCAUAAAAUUUAUGGAACACAGGUCAAUUUCAGGGGGGUUAAAAAUGCCACAUAGAAUCAUCUAAAACAACAAAAUUGCAAUGUGACAUUUGCGCAUAUAAACGUAAAUGCGCAAUGCAAUCAUAAAUAUGUUAAAUAGCAAUACUUAUAUUGAUUUCUUAGAUGAAUUUCUUCAAUGUGGCCUUUUUAACCCCCCGGGCAGAAAUUUAAAAACUCUCCCAUGAUAUUAUACUGGCCAAUAGCCCGACAGAAUUAAGUUGACAGCACUCGUCAAACAGGUUGAAAAUCAGAAGGAAGUCUAUUUUAGUCCCCCCGGUUACUCAUUCAUUUAAAAAUUAACAGUUGUCAAUCAUCCGUCCCUUUCCUUUUGCUGUCCUAAGUGCCCUAACACCUGCACUAUUGAAGACCUGUACGAAGCCACUGACAAUGCCGUAAGCGUGGCCAAUUAUUGGUCAGCAAAAAUUUAGCUUCGAUCGCCAUCGACUCGCAAAGAAGAAGAAGUAUAACUUAAAAUUAGAUGGUGUGUGCUGGAAUCGACACCAUGAUGUAGAUAAUACAACACAGGUAUUUAGCACAACCCGGACACACCGUACAAAAAUCUUAUUCUUACCUUGUGCUGCCUAACUCGUGGGAGGGAGGCAGACAGCCACGCGCGCUCUGUUACCUACCUCCUUAAAUUGGGGGCCCCCAUGGCGUGAGGCAAAUAAAGCAAGCCCCAAACAUAGCAUUGGUACGGUAGACCCAAUCUGUUAGACCACGGACCCUAAAAGAAGUUGACAAAGUUCAAAGAAUACAGUCCGCACGUUUCGAGUACAUGCGUACUUAGAUAGGAAUUAUAUAAACAUGGCAUGAAUCACGGAAGCGGUCUUUAUUGUUGAUUAAAAUUUAUCAUUAGUAUACCAUUUUACUACGCACUUCAUACGCCAGUGAUAAUUUCAAAAUAUAAAGUCAUUGGAAUACAAUUGGAAUUUAGAACGCUUCCGUUAAUCGCAUGAUUUUCUUUCGAAAUUCAAAUAAUGUUAGGUUUAUCUACAGGUUUAUAGAAUCUUUAUUUUCUUAUUCAUGUAACGACUACUACUUACAUCAGUAAAUAGUAACCGGGGCUAACAUGCCUCCCGAAGCACGGGUGUAAGUGACAUCGUAACGAAUACUGAGGGGGAUGAUUCAGCUGAUUAUUCUAAGUUAAUAUCAAGUGGAAUUUUCUACCACAAAAGUAUAGAAUUGAAAAUAAUUUAAAAAAAAACAAUAAAACAUAAUUUUGCAAUGGAAAUUUCCACUAGAUAAUAUUAAUACCUUAAAAAGGCCAAAAUUGUCGUCAGAAGUAUAGAAUUGAAAAUAAUAAAAAAAAAAAAACUAAAAAUCAAUCAUUUACGACGGAAAUUUCCGUUUGAUAACUCAGAAUCAUGGUCUGAAUCAUCCCCCUCAGCAUUCGUUACGAUGUCACUAACACCCUGUAUAUUGUGCAAAAUCAUAAUGAUGUGCAGGUUAAUAAAAAAAAAACUUUAAUCAUUACGAUGUAAAGUGUGUGUGUGUUAGUCAAUGGUCCAUUUAUUCCACGAGUGUUAUUCGCCAACAAUAACCCAACAAUGGCCCCGAUUCCUGCAGACACCGCCUAAUUUUAUUUUAGGUUAUAUCCGUCAUUUUCGUAUCCGUCGAAAAGGAAAGGGACGGAUGAUUCACAGCUCUUAAUUUUAGGAAGAAUGAGUAAAUUAAUGUGUCGGGUUAUUGACUGACGUAAAAUUUUUAGACGGUUGGUUUAGAUUUGUGCUUAAAAUUGACGUGUGUUCCAUAAAUUUUAUGCUUGUCGAUUACCCGGCCCUUUCCUUUUCGGCGGAUAAGAAAAGGACAGAUAUAACUUAAAAUAAAAUUAGAUGGUAUUUACAGGAAUUAGCACCAUUGCAUACAUGUUUUAAGUUUACGCGGUUAUUAUCAUAAUUAAAACACAAAAAACGGGUUCUUACUGCCGGUGUCGAAAUAUCGGGAGUCUCAUAUCCCUACUUUAAACGCGGUAAGAACCCGUUAUUAUGUGUUUAUAGUGAUAGACACCUCUUUGGACCGUCCCCUCAGGGCGACCAGAGGCACCCUGCCCGGGCGUUUCCGCCAGUAGUCAUUACCGCCGCGCAUUUCCUUUAUUUUAUAAUUAUUUAAUGUCAGUGUGUAUAAACUCUUAGAUAACAUUUGCUCUACUUUAUGGUUUGUUUCACCAGAACCUUAGCAAUUAUCUUUUGUCUAUGCGCGUGUGCGCGGCCAUAAUAAUUUUGUCUGUGCUCUGACUCUUUCUCUCUCUGUGUGGUGUUUUGUAUCGGAUGCGUGUGCGCGAAUUUAUUAUUAAAUAAAAAGUGUUUCUCAGAUUGGACUUUUGACUGAUGAACCCAAAUAGACCAAAUGUUUUAAUUAUUGCAUACAUGGUUUAAAAAAAAACACAAAAAGUACUUUAAUCCAUUUAUUUUCAUUGUAAACUCAUACACUUGACCUAUUCAUCAACCGUUUACAAGUUACGUUAUACACGUCAUUACAUCAUGAAAUGAGACUUAAUAUCUAGCAUCUCACUUUCAUUGUACGAAACAUCACAUUUUACUACGUGACUGUAUUCAUUUGUUCUGUUGGGAGACGGAGAAGGGAUGAGUGGAGAAGUGAAGAGAGACAGAGUAUCUUUUCUCUCGCUCAUUCGCUCGCUGUCAUUGGUCGAUUCGUCAGAGGAAUGAACCAUAUUAUAAGCAGAGAAACGCUCUAAUUAGUUGACUGGAGACGUGGAAGUAUUAGAUAACUUUAUCUAUUGCAAUACAUAGAUUAGAAAUUGUGGAAAAGUUUAUUUCAAACCAUAGUCUGCUGUCGCGCAGUCGGCUAAUAGGGUAAGAAAGAGAUAGUCAAUCAAUGACAAUUACAAAAUGUGUUAUUCCGUACCACGCAAGUGAGACAAAAUGCAUAUUUUAAGUUUAACAUUAUACUCGGGCGCACCGUAAUUGACUUGAAAAGCAAAACAAUGCAAAUAGAAAAAUAUAAACAAAAGUUCUCAAGUUAUGUAUAAUUUUAUAACCAAAAAAAUAUAAAUAAACGCACCUGCAGCGAUUUGCGUGACACAAAUGCUUUUAGAAUAAGUAUAACAAACAAAAAAAUAUGGCACGAUUUUUUUUUUCAUCCAUACACACGUCGGCAGUGACUUCACUCUAUUAAAAAUGGAUUUCCCCACACUAUGGUAACUGUAUUAUUUAUAGGUACUUAUUUAUGUAUCUAUUUCGACGUUCUAUAGGAAAAAAAUAAGUAAAUAACGAACGAUGAACAUAAUAAUAUGGGUGUUUAACAUUAAUGACAACAUCUAUUAGCUCAUAGAAAUACAGGGUGUUAGUGAAACUUCAGACCAUGAUUCUGA
Messenger RNA from Pectinophora gossypiella (pink bollworm), 4782 nucleotides. RefSeq names its product sulfotransferase 1C2-like. The transcript has 8 exons. Lineage: Eukaryota; Metazoa; Arthropoda; Insecta; Lepidoptera; Gelechiidae. The record is from RefSeq and is a predicted model, not a curated record. Gene Ontology annotation, cellular component: cytoplasm. The coding region runs from base 87 to 1070 and encodes 327 amino acids. Gene Ontology annotation, biological process: sulfation. Gene Ontology annotation, molecular function: sulfotransferase activity.